This is a messenger RNA of Hydra vulgaris (swiftwater hydra), 1755 nucleotides long. The record is from RefSeq and is a predicted model, not a curated record. Lineage: Eukaryota; Metazoa; Cnidaria; Hydrozoa; Anthoathecata; Hydridae.
UUGAUUUUCGAGAUUUCAAAAAUUUGUAAGUAUUAAAAACUAAGAGAAUUUGAUUUGAAUGCUAAAGUUGAUUAAGAUUAACAAACGCAUUUUUUUGAGAUUUAAAAAAGCCUGAAGGAAAAAUACAAGAGAACAUCGUGAUCAAAACUAGAAUAUGGAUGGACCUUCGGAAAGUGACAGGCUAGUACCCUACAGAAUAAAUAAGCAAAGAACAUUAACAAUACUGCUAGCUGCUUUAAUUUCAUCUUUGUUAUCUGUCUCUUGUGGAUUUUUUUUAUGUUAUAUUAGGUUAUAUAUGGUUUCUGAUUUUUUUAGUGGUUUUCUUCUUGCCGCAUUUUUGGGAUGUUUCGUUGCUGGGAUUUUAAUUAAUAAGAUUGGAAGAAAAUCAACUCUUCUUACAACCUCAGUUCUUUACCUUUUGGGCUAUUCAUCGGUAAUAUUAGGAAAUUUAGAAGCAUUUGGCUCUUUAUUUAUUUUGUUUGGCUAUAUAUUUGGUGGUUUUGCAGUUAGUAUGACUUUUCAUGCGGUGCCUGUUUAUAUUGUUGAAGUAUCAUCAGCUCGUUUACGCAGUAUAAUGGGUUCCAUACCUUAUUAUGCAAUAAUAUUCGGAAUAUUUUUAUGUCUUUUGACUAAAGAAAAUUUUUAUUCAAAGAUUGGAAAAUACUAUGCUGUACCUGGGUUGAUUGUGGUUUUGCUAAGUCUUUUAAUUAUUUAUAUGCCUGAAACUCCAUGGUGGCUUUUAGCUCAUAAUCAAAAAGAAAAAGCAUUCAAAAACAUGUUGUGGAUUCUUGGUAAUGAAUGUGAUGCAGAAGAUGCAUGCAAUCAAAUUGAAAUAAAUUUAGCUCACCGGCAUAUAGCAUCUGUCAAUGAUUUUCGAACACCCGGAUUGUAUCGUCCUCUUUUGAUUGGAUGCUUUUUAGUUUUUACUCAUCAGUUUAGCUUCGUUGGAUGCGUAUAUGCUGUGAAUAAUUAUGAAAACAAUUACAAUGGUUUUAUAAAACAAUUAUUUAUAAUACAAUUUGAAGUUGCAUUAGUGGGAUGCUUUAUAGUAAAUCUGUGUUCUCGCAGAUUUCUUCUUCUAUCUGGAAGUGCUAUUUUGUGCCUUUGUAGCGUUGGGUUUUUGCUCCUAUGUAUAUUGAAAAUUUGUGACUUCAUUGAUGAGGGUAAGGAUGAAAAAAUAUGGACAAUUAAUCUUUCAAUAUAUGUUACAGUAUUUAGCACUACAUGGGGACCAUUACCAUGGAUUAUAAUUUCAGAGGUAAUUCCACCUCGUGCUAGUGGACUUCUUGGUAGUCUUGUUGGAUUAGUUAAUUGGCUACUACUGUUUUUAGUUUCAAAUAUUAGUAGUUUUAAUUUGGAUUGUUAUGGCCGAUUAGUCUUUUUUUGCUUUACAGCAAAUUUACUUAUUCUAAGUUUUAUUUUUGUUUACUAUAUUGUACCGGAAACAAAGAAACUUACUUUAGAAGAAAUUGAACAUUACUAUAUCAUCAAUCGCGGAUUUCGAAAUUAUUUGUCUUAAAUUAGAUCUUUUGAUACUUUUUCCACUGAUACACCAAAAUGAUAAUAAAAUUGCUGAAUUUUAAAUACGAACUUAUUUCUUACAUUUUUAAGACUGAGUAUUUAUUUACUCAAUAAAAUCUUAUUUUACUUCAUUGGAGCUGAAUAUAGUUUAUCUUUUUUAAAUGAUCAUUCUCUAUACCAUGUGUAACAUUAAAAAUAUUGCAGAAUACAUAUAUCACAUUAAAAAAAUUGUAG